AUGUUCCUUUGGAGGGCAUGUCAAGAGGCUCUUCCAACCCAAUCUAACCUUUUCAAGAAGAAAGUGGUCAGUCACCCUCUUUGUCCCAUUUGCAACUUGGAGAAGGAAGAUGCUUAUCAUGCUACAUGGGGAUGUGAGUCAGCCAAGGAUGUGUGGAGUCUAUGUUCAAAGAGCCUACAGAAAUGUCAUUUCCCACAUAUGUCUAUGAUUCAACUCAUCGAAGCUUUAUUUCAGAUCAUGGAAAGUAAGACUAUUCAAGAAUUUGCUGUGGUGGUCAGCAAGAUCUGGUGGAGAAGGAACACUUUAGUCUUUAAAGGUGUUUUUGCUCACCCGAAAGUAAUUAUGCAUGAGGCAAGAACCACCUUGGACGUGCUGGAUGAGGAAAAUUCAAACCAUGGUGCUCGAGCCAACAUGAUCUACACUUCAGCAGAGACUUGCCAGGCUCCCCCAUUAGACUGGAUUAAGUUGAAUUGGGAUAGUGCUAUUGACAAAGCUAGAGGUUUAGUUGGUGUGGGAGUGGUAGUGAGGAACAGUUUAGGAAGAAUCAUAGCAACCUUGAGAACCAAGAAACACCUCUAUCCUGAUCCAUUACUAGCUGAGGCAUUCGGUGCUCUUAAAACGAUGCAAUUUGGUCUGGAGCUUGGGUUUACAUAG
Messenger RNA from Juglans microcarpa x Juglans regia, 654 nucleotides. RefSeq lists its product as uncharacterized. The coding region runs from base 1 to 654 and encodes 217 amino acids. The record is from RefSeq and is a predicted model, not a curated record. Lineage: Eukaryota; Viridiplantae; Streptophyta; Magnoliopsida; Fagales; Juglandaceae. The transcript has a single exon.